Messenger RNA from Taeniopygia guttata (zebra finch), 9890 nucleotides. RefSeq names its product transglutaminase 4 (gene TGM4). The record is from RefSeq and is a predicted model, not a curated record. Gene Ontology annotation, molecular function: protein-glutamine gamma-glutamyltransferase activity. Gene Ontology annotation, biological process: peptide cross-linking. NCBI's taxonomy places the organism in Eukaryota, Metazoa, Chordata, Aves, Passeriformes, Estrildidae.
AAAAGGUUAGCAACUUGCUUGUAAAAUCAGAAAUGGGGUCCUGGGCCAUGGACAGGGAGGAGGGGGAAGCCCUGUGGGCUGGGCAGUGGCAGCCAGUCCCAGUGGUGCUUUCAGAGUCCUUACAUAGUCAAUGGUUCCACCUGGAGUGUUUUUUCUUUCCAGUGCUGGACUCCCAAAUUCAAGAGGGGUGUAGGAAACUAGUCUGGCUCAAGGAUUCCAAGAUGGCAUGGGCCUAGGAGGAUAGGCUGAGGGAUGUGGGUUGGUUGAAGACAAGGAAGGCUCAGGCUGACCCAAAUAGCCUUGGAAGGGAGUUCCAGAGGCAGCAUAGAAAUGGCCAGUACAGACACAUGUUCUCUCAGGACUUUCAAGCUGGCCGUCAAGGGAAGAAAUGUCACUAAAGAGGUUAGUUGCCUUUACAGGCAGCUGAGUCUCUGCCCAUGGAGGUUUUCGAGACUCAGCUAGACAAAACCUCAAGUGACUCAAUCUAGUGUUGGUGACCAUCCUGCCUGGGCAGACAGAUGGAAUUCCUGUGACCUAGGGGCCAAUUUCAUGAUCAUCACCAUCUAUAACUGGAAACUGGUUUGACCUCCUGCCUCCAUGUUUAGUAGCUCCGAUUAAAUCCUGCUGUGCCACAGAAAGGAGGUUCCUCUUUGAGGCACCCUGCAGACCUAAGCUGCCAGAGGCUUGUACUCUAACUACAGAAACCAUAAUGGAUGCUUGCAUGUGCGUUCAUAGCCUGAAAAAAAAAUUAUCAAAGGAGAAGGACUCCACGAUAGCGAAGUGCUUUGUGACUUUGAACCUUUGCUGGUUGAGGGGAUAGCCAGGUGAGUGCAAUGUUAGCGAUGGCUCCCAGGGCUGGGCAGGGCUGACCAGCAGCUCCCCAGUAUGGGGUGCCCAGAGGGAUGACUGGGAAGCCUGAACCUUCUGUUACUCUGUCCCGUGGCUGUGUCAGCACCAUGGUGACCCAUGGCCAGCAGCAGCACUUGGCAUACACAAGGCUGUUUGCCCUGGGAGCAGCCAACCAGUAAGCUGUGCUAUUCACUCUCCAACUAAGUUUUUCAGUUUCUGGCUGUUUAAUAACAUUAUUAGUUGUUUCAAUUUUCCUUUGAGGUUUAAGGAAGGGUGUCUGUGAGUGGCUGUACUAAUUGCCAAGAUUUCCUAAGCAGCUCCCUUCACGCCCUUGAAGUCCUGAGGGAUUGCUGGUGCUGGGUUAAAGCCUAGGGAAAUCCUGGGUGGGGCCUCACACUCCCAUUUUGCUAAGAGGGAGAUGUACACCCUGCUUAGCCCCUGCACAGGUUUUGCAGAACACAGAGGCCCCAGUGCACCCUGAGGGGAUAAAUCCAUGAUAAUGGAAAUAAGCAAGAGGGAAAGGCUGCAAGGAGUGGUAGUAGGUGGGGUGCUGCAGAUGGUGCUACCACUUUCUGUACAUUUUGAACCUGUUGCUCAGUCUCGUUUUGCUCAGAGGUCACUAGGAGCCUGUGAGAGUCGGGGCUGGGGCUCGGCAAUUCAGGGUGAGCAAUUCAGUGUGAGCAAUUCAGGGCCUCCCUUGGCACAAGCAGAGCAUCUCUGGUUUUGCAGCAAGAGGUGAGAGUUGGACAGAUCUGCUUGGCACUGGGACCUGCAGUGUGCAACGUCUGAACAGCAGCCAGGGCUUCAACUCUAAUUGCUUUCAAUAAAUUAAGGCAACACUUAAGGAGAAAUGAACAGAGCUCCAGGGAAACAUGAGGCAUUACAAAUAUAUUUUCCAAUGCCAGUUGACUGUUUCCUCAUCCAGGUAAGUUAAGUGACUUUUUCCCUUCAGUACACUCCAGUGUUAGGCAAUCACAAGCAUGAUUCUGCUAGAAACCAUGUUGCAUGAAAAUGCUUCCUAGAAAACCCUGGUAGUCAUGGAGUGGAGCAUCAGGAGCUGCUGUGAAAGACAACAGCCUGGAUGCUGUGAUGAGGAGUGGGUGGGAAUACUCUGACUUGGUUGCUUUUCAGGGCAAAUAGCCACAGAUCCCUUGUCUCAGUCAGUCCCACCAUACCUGGAGAGCGUCACUUGAUGGAUGCAUUCAGAGAUGGGACAAAACCUUUGCACCUGCUGUGGUUUUGGUCUGCUCUGGUGCAGCACAUGAGCCAGAUCCCUAGCACUGUGUGAGACCAUGUUCUCCUUGCAAACCUUGGUCUAGGAAGUUUCUCCCUUCCCACCACGUGACAAUUUCAUUUGCAAUGCUGGCUGGCGGGAAUGCGACAUGGCUCAGUGUGACCUGUAGUCUGUAGACCAUGUACAUCUUGAUGUGUAUAGACACACACCCACACAGACAGGUGGGAGAAGCUGUUACACCUCCCCUGCAGAAAGAAAUGUUACUCGAAGACACUGGCAUGCAAGUUUCUGUUUUCUCACUUAGACAUUUGCAACCAAACACAUAUCCUGUAGGUGGGAAGGUAUUCUUUCAGUAUUUUCUUUGUUCGCUGGAACUGUUUUAAAUACAUGGAUAAACUAUUUUAUCCCUGAUUCAAUAUUUGCACUGUUGAUUUCUUUGCCCUUACCAUUUAUUUUUUGCAGCCCUCUUUUGCUUUAUUUUUCCUCGUACCUUUUCAUAUUGUUUGCUGUAGGUGUAGGCUGUGGGUAUGCGUUCACACUGCAAUCAGUCAGUGUGGUCAUACAUGCAAGCAAGUUCAUGGCUCAGUGGCAGUAGGGUGGAUACAGCCCUGGAAUAACUACACCCACCCACUUGUUGGACCCUUUCCAAACACACACUGUAGGUUAUGGGAUGGCAUGGUGAGGGAAGUCCUUCACCCCGUUUCAGGUCUCUGGAUGGGAUGAAGGUGUGAGGAGGGAAUUAGAAGGCUAGGGCCAUUCAGACUGCAAAAGAGACUGUGGUGCUUUGUAAUAGGGGCUGAGAAGACCCUAAGUUGCACAGAGAAAGUAAACUGGAAUAAUGAAGAAAGUGAGCUGUCAAUUGUCUCCUCUGCCACGAGGACAAGGGCCACAAGGGAAGCCAGCAAGUGUCAAAGCCAAAGGAGCUUCCUCUUCUUGCAGUGUGUCAUUUGGAUGAGGAACUUCUGCCUACAGGAAGCAGCAGAGGCUAGCUGGCUCAUCAGGUUCAAAAAGUGGGCAAAUAUUUUUAAAACAGCUACUGUCUGGAAAAGGUGACAUGGUGGAGGUCUUUUUUGUAAUUUAUUGCACAAAAUUCUAAAGUUUUUAGAAACAGAAGUACCUCAUGUUGAGUUGUUUUAGACUAAUACAUAAUAUCUCAGCACUGGGGCAUGCGUAUUUCAGUGACUCCAGUCCAAGAGUUGUACUGGAACUGAGGGUCAAGAAGUCUUAGUACUGAAAUUCCAGGUUCAGCCUCCACACGUUGGUAUUGCAUAUAUCUAGACUGAUAUUGCAAUUUUGCCUUUUGCACCUUAGCCAGGAAAGGGAUCUUAAAAAAUAUUUUAACAUCAUAGAAUUUUGGCUUGCUCUUAAAGCAGCUCUCUCUUUUGUCAGAACAUCUCUUUCAGGGCAGGCUGAGUGUUUUUCCUGAGUAGCUGUAAGUCUGUGUUUGAUAUAUGUGGAGGUAUGGUCGCUGUUUGAUCUCUGUCUUUGCCUUCUUCAGGAGCAGAGCCCUUGGGUGGUGCCAGGUUGGGCACAGGGUGACACAGUAUUCAGUCCUUCUGCAGGUAAAUGCUGAAAAGCCAGUCACCUAAAUCCCUAACUUAGGUCCAAAAAUCCUCUUUCAGUGUUCAGUUGGAAGGAAGGAGAUGGGCUUCCAUGACUCUUGUGGAAGAAUUGUGGGUCCCUUACUACUCAGGAAUAUUCUGUGAUUGAUUUCACGAUUCUGUGAAACAGUGGAAUUUCCAUAAUAAUUAUAUUGCCAUCAAUCACUUCUCUGGUAUUUGCCUGUGAGAAACUCAUUACGAGGUACCUGGGGCCAGAUGACUUGGAAUCAGUUAAGAUCUGGGCUUGGCCAUCUUGCAUCAACCCCUGACGUCCGAAUGCCUACCACAAGCUGGCUCAUGUUGGAUUAGAAGUGAAUCUGCCUGCUGGAUACACGGGAUGCCCUGUGGGCACAGACCACUGUCAUGGUCCAUGGUCGAAGUAUGUGAAUGAGAAGUGAUCAAAUCCAUGCUCCUUUCAGAGUAACAGCAGCACUGGCACGCCAGGAUCAUUGUGUGGAUGUGAUGUGUCUCAAUACUAGGACAUUCCUAAAGACUGAGGUACAUGUUAAUGAAAUUGUGAGAGCAGGACCGAUGUAGCACCUCAAAUCCCCCUCAAAUGAGAUGGACCAGAUCCUCAGCUGUUCUUCUGUGCUUUUUUUGUCUUUGACACCCCUGAGAUUUCUUACUACUUAUGACUCCCUAGGCUGUGAUUCAGGCAGAACUCAACACCUAUUAGGUGGUACACGUAGGAACAGUCCUGCUGUGGUCAGUGGAGGACAUCUCACCGUGGUGCUCCUCAGGACCCAGACAGGGGCUGUGUCCAUGUCUACCAUGCCGGAUGCACUGCUCACCCUCUGACACCUCAGAGCAACCCUGUGGGAAGGCUGAGAGGAUGAGUUCACCCUUCCAGAGGGCCGAAAAUGAAACCUUUUGAUCUGUUAUUUAUUUUGAGUGUUACUCUGACUAGACAUAGAAAAAAAACCCGACAAAACAAAAUCAACUUGAAGCCUCAGGUGUUUAUAAAAAAUGUAGCUCAGUAAAUUGCUGUUGUAAAGGGCAGCUUCUCUUGGGGUUGCACAUGAAUGAAAAUGUUAAGCUAAGGAUUUGUCUUUCCCACUUGGCAUCAAUACCUGUGGUCAUGCUCUAGAAGUUUGACUCGUUUUGUCAUUAUUGAUACACAAAAUAAACAAAACCUGAGACAAAGGGCAAGCUUGCAAAUAGGGGAGCAGCCACUGGGGAAUUUUAUUUUAUUUGUUUGCAUUUUAUUACCGUCUUGUGCCAGCUAAUAAGGUGACCUUGCAACAGACAGAUGUAGAUAAGGCUGACCACCUCUGUUGUCUUAUUUUGCAAGCUGGGAAGUAAGUUGCUGAAAUUAAUGGGAAUAGGGAGAUUGCCUGUGGGGGAAAAAAUCUCCUGCCACUGUUAAUUAAAAGAGUGCAGUUUUACAAGACAGAUUGAAGUAACAUCAAUCACAUAAAUCAAGUAAAAUCAAUCAAGUAAAAAAGAUUGGGGGUAAAAAAAUGAAAUUAAAAUAGGCUGGUAUUUUUCAUUGCUUCACCAAGAAGAAAAAAGCCAUGGAGCUGAACCAUAGCCAGCCAUUCUGAUCAGCAGAGACAGGAGGUUUACCUGUAAAAAGAUAGAGAUCACCUGCUGACAACGUGAAAAAACUUGAAACCACAUCUUUUAAAAACAUUCCUAUAGUUUAAGCUGAAAUUCCUCUUCUCAGACCUUGCCAACAACUCUUGGAGAGUAUUAAAGUUCAAUGGCCUUUCCUGGCAGGGCAGGCUUGUACGAGCCAGGGGCGGGAAGUUGUGUUGAGAGUGUGGUAGCAUGCGCCAAGUUUAGUUUUGUUGAGUUGAGAUACUACCAGUGUGUAAAGAUAAUGGGAAUGGGCUAGAUCAGCAGCUGCACAAAGCAAAAGGAGAACUGAAACUAUGCCCCGGUGGCCAAACCCCCUCCCACAAAAAAAGGUCAGCUACCUUCCAAGAUGGAGUAGGUUUAAAGGUGGCAGGGCAGAACCCACAUCCAUGUAAUUUUUACAAUCUUUCCUUGAACUCUGAGGUUUAAAGUGAGGGUCAGGACAAGCUCACUGUUGAAAUCAAAGUUUUGCAAAACUCCACAGGACUGGAAGUAUGACUGUCCCUGGUGAAUACAUGCCCUGCUUCCCUUGCUCACCCUCCAGCACACAUCUAGGACAUUUUUUUUUUCAGAAGCAAAGUGUUACCAACAUAAAUCUGUUCCUGUUUGCAAAAAAUUUGUACUUUUGCUGUAGGAUUAUUGUGUCAACACAAUUUAAGAUGCCUCCAACUAAGUGUAGAAUUAUGUAUAAAACAGGUUGAGACUGGAUUAGGAAGUUACUGUCAGUGACUUCAACUGAUGUGGAUUACUCUUGCUGCAGUUAAGUGGAAACUGGUAAGAUACAUCAUAAAUGUUCAGAUUACAUGCAUUACUGGUUAUGUUGUUGUACUGACAUUCCAUGUAUACUUUACUUCAUCCCAUACUGCUUCUAAACAAAAAUGUCUUUCACCCUCUAGGAGGAAGGACACGCAGAAUAAAAGAAAUACGGAAAGGUAAAUCAGGGCUGCAGUGUUUUUGUCAAUAGUGAAAUACGUUGUUGCCAGCGCAUUGUCUGGUGCUGAAUGGUGAGUGAUGCUCUGUCUGCUAAGAACAUUGGUGGUUCCGAUGUUCAUGAAGAUGUGCUGUGGGAUUAUGGAUUUGUGCUGAACCCUCAGUGCCCUGUGGUGCCCUCGUCAUGCUCUCAAGCAGUGACAUGCUCGGAGGGUGGGAUAAGCUAACUCAGCUCCACGUUUGCACCAAGGAAAACAGCCCUCCUGAAGAAAUACCUGCUUACCUAAACCAAUGGAGAAAAGCCUUUGAAGGCUUCCACAGGGAGAUCCUCUUUAGGAAGAACCUACAUUUAGAUGUGGCAGCCUUGCAAACAGAAUUGUACGUUGCUGAACCCUGGGCUGCUGCCAUUGAGGAAGGCAUCAGGAGGCUGAGGCUGCUCCCAUAGCUGAGCCACCUCUACCUUUCUGGAUGCCUGGGGACAUUUAUCUCUUUCUGGAUACUGUGCCCAUGUCACUGGUGGCCUGUAUACCAUCAGCUCUCCUCUCUGUGGCGUAGGCUCAUCUCUCCAUCGUUGGUCACCCUGAGGACCAGGGUGGCAGUGGAGCAUAUGGGGUUCAACCAUGUCCUGGCAGAGACCUUUGGCAAAGCUGCCAGCAAAGAGCAGCCAGCAAACAGCUCCUGAUCCACCACAUUUGUUUCUUCUCCUGGACAUAGCCUGAUUCUCCUCUUUCCUACUCAGUGCUUCCACUUGACAUCCACUUAAUCCUGUAAGAAAGGCGCCAGUGCUAGGAUUCUUCAGCUUUUCAACCCACAACAUUAAUGCUGGAUUUUAGCCCACGACUCCAAGCAUUUCUGUCCCAAAUGUGAUGACAGAAACCUUAUUAACUUACAAGAAUGUUAGACUGGUUCUAAUGGGGAACUCUGUUCUCCUAAAGAUUAAAUAUUUGUGCGCUUCCUUGUAAAGUUAGCCCUGGAGGUGCAGUUCUGGUGACCUGGAUAUUAGGGCAUAGGUGAAUUCUUGUUACUCACCUAGUCUGUGAUUUUACUGUUUGUCACUGAAGGGUCUGUCCACUUGUCAUCUGAUUAUGCAAAUUCACCUUCCAUGUGAGUCGUGAUUUAAGUUUCGCUGUUUUUCAGGGUCUGACUAUGUGCAGAAGGAGUUGUAGUCUUUUUUUUUUUUUUUUUUUUUUCUACUUCCUUUCUCUAAACACCACCCCUUGGCAGUAGACCUGCUGACACCUCAGAGCAAGACAUAGAUAAAAAGGGUAGCUUGUCUUCCUUCUCCACACUCAGAAGCAAGUGGCAGAGACUGCUCAGGAGUUUGGAAGCUGCUGGCAUUGCAAGCAUCUUGGGUAGAUCCUCUGACAAGAACCAUGUUCAGCAACACUGAGACCAGUCUGAAGGUCACUGAGAUUGACUUUCUGAAGAGACAGAACACGCAGCAGCACCACACGGAUGGGUACAACAUCAAGAACCUGGUGGUGCGGCGAGGGAAGCCCUUCCAGGUGCAGGUCAGCCUCAGCAGGGAGCUGAGGGCUGCUGACAAGCUGUCUCUGAGCUUCAGCAUCGGUGAAAAUCCAAUGAAAAACAGGGGGAGCCUGCUGUCACUGAAACCAGAGCGGGAGGAUCCCAAUGGGUGGAAAGUCUCCGUUGUCAAGAAGAAUGGCAAUGAGUGCCUGCUGUCUGUCACCAGCUCACCCAAUGCCCCUGUGGGAAAAUACAACCUGCAUGUGAAGACUGGCACUAACAUUUACACGCCUGAAAAUGGUGUCAUCUACCUUUUGUUCAAUCCUUGGUGUGAAGAUGAUGCUGUCUAUAUGGCCGAUGAGGCAGAGAAGGAGGAAUAUGUGCUCAACGACACCGGCUACAUCUAUGUUGGGUCUGCGUACAGCAUCUACGACAGACCCUGGAAUUUUGGGCAGUUUGAGGAAUUUGUCUUGGAUGCCUGCAUGUAUCUGCUGGACAAAAGCAAGCUCAAGCUGACUGAGAGAAGGGAUCCUGCUCAUGUGUCCAGAGCCAUGUCUGCUUUGGUUAAUGCCAACGAUGACAGCGGAGUCCUGCUGGGGAACUGGUCAGGGAAUUACGCCAAUGGAACAUCCCCUAUGGAUUGGAUUGGGAGUGUCACGAUUUUGCAGCAGUACUACAAGACCAAGAAGCCGGUCCGUUAUGGCCAGUGCUGGGUCUUUGCAGGAGUCCUCAAUACAGUCAUGCGCUGCCUGGGAGUGCCAUGCCGCUGUGUGAGUACCUUCGACUCGGCCCACGAUACGGAGGAGAACCUGACAGUUGACAUUUACCUGAACGAGAAAGGAGAAAAGCUGAACUCGUUGUCCUUCGACUCUGUCUGGAACUUCCAUGUGUGGAAUGAUGCCUGGAUGAAGAGAACAGAUAUGCCAAAUGGGUUUAGUGGCUGGCAGGCAAUCGAUUCAACCCCUCAGGAGCAAAGUCAAGGUCGUUUCCAGUGUGGCCCGUGCCCGGUGAAGGCUGUCCGGGAAGGAGAUGUGUACUUGCCCUACGACGCCAAGUUCGUGUACGCGGAAGUGAACGCUGACAGGGUCUACUGGGUGGUCAAGAAGGUGAACGGCAGCGACAAAUACUUCAAGGUUGGCACGGAGACCCAAGCCAUUGGCAAGAACAUCAGCACAAAGGCCGUGGGGCAAAACAGGCGGGAAGACAUCACCCGAGAGUACAAGUACCCCGAAGGCUCCAAAGAAGAAAGGAUGUCUAUGCAAAGAGCCUACAGCUUCAUACGCCCUUCGGGAUUGAUGCCUCGUUCAGGCUAUGCUUCGACUGUGCAGACACCAAGCGGCAGCACCGAGCCUUUGGUCCCGAAGGAGCCAGUCACCGAGACUGGGCUCAACCUCGAGAUAACCAAUACAGAACCUUUGCAUCCUGGCAAUCCCCUUGAACUGGCCAUCACAGUGAAGAUCUCUGCUCCUGGGAACUGGACCGUGAACCUUACUGGCUCCUGCCAGCUGCAGUACUAUACCGGAAAUGUUCAGGCCAAUCUUGGAACUAUCAAGGAGACCAUCAAUCUUGAAGGCCCAUCUGAGAUGCAGAUCCCCCUGAAAAUAGCACCUGAUGCAUACAUGAAGACACUGUCCUCUGUGGAAGAUGAAGUGCUCAUCCUUGUCACUGCCAUUGCCGAGGUCGAGGAAACAAAUGACAAACUCACCAAGGAGACCUCAAUGAGAUUUGAGUAUCCCCCCAUCACUGUCCAGAUGCCAGAAACAGCCAAACUGUACAAUGACUUCAACUGUGCAUUCAUCUUCAAGAACAAGCUGAAUGUGACCCUGGAAAACUGCAAGCUGCUAGUGGAGGGCUUGGGCAUAUUUAAGAUGACAACAUUUGACCUGGGGGAUAUAAUGCCUGGCAAGAUCGUGAAGUCUGAAAUAACAUGCACCCCGACAAGACUAGGAGAGAAGAAAAUCGUAGCCAAGCUGAUCUCAAACCAGAUCAAAGGGAUCUCUGCAGAGAAGGGCAUCUUCAUCACCGAGUAGGAUCGGUGCCUUGUCAGCGUGCAAAUGUUGGCCUUGCUAAAUGUAUCGCAUCACUGGACACUUCUUGCCUUCUUGAUUGCUGCACAGUACUUUUAAAGUAAAGAGCAAAAAUGCCAUAAAGCUAAGGGAAUUAAACUGGCUUAAGGGCACAGUUGCAUUGAUUGCAGUUAAUUGUGAUUCAAUAAAGAUUGUGAAAAUUGA